Messenger RNA from Aethina tumida (small hive beetle), 3927 nucleotides. RefSeq lists its product as uncharacterized. The transcript has 14 exons. NCBI's taxonomy places the organism in Eukaryota, Metazoa, Arthropoda, Insecta, Coleoptera, Nitidulidae. Gene Ontology annotation, molecular function: protein binding. The record is from RefSeq and is a predicted model, not a curated record. Bases 40 to 3522 code for a protein of 1160 amino acids.
GUGUGUGCGAGUGUCCCGAUUCGGAGAGCGCCGAACGCCAUGGCGAGCAACAUCGUGGCCGAAUGGUUGCGCUCCCUGCAUCUCGGCCAAUACGCCGAGAGUUUUAUCGACAACGGCUACGACGACCUCGAGAUCUGUAAGCAGGUCGGCGAUCCCGACCUAGAUGCCAUCGGCGUCCUGAACCCGGUCCACAGGGCCAGACUGCUGCAAUCGGUGAGGACAUUGCGCGAAGAGGGUGCCGCUUCCGUCUACUUCACCCUAGAGGAGAGCGUGGCCGUGCACGAGGAGUGUUUGUGUGACAAUGUGAGUGCCAGAUCGUCGCGCACCUCUUCAGGACGCUCUGACAAAGAUACUGCUACCAUAGCGCGUUUGAACGCUUCACCUGGUGCUUCCUCGUCCAUCGAGGGCAACCAGGAGGUGGCCAAAUAUAUGGACGAAUAUGAGGAAGGCAAAGCCGAACUGGUCAAGAUACCCAGGAUCCAGCUCAAGAUCCUGCUGCGUGAGAAGCUGACUCAGGACGGCGUCCGACUCAGUUGUCAACCUUAUUCAACUCCGGAGGGCGACAGAGGAUACCUGGAAGGUCUCGCGUCCAGAUACGCGGACUUGUUCAGCACCCACUACGGCGACGUGCUGGGCCACUUGGAAGAUCUACGGCGGAUUGAAUGGGCUGAGAUGUCGCCCAAGGAACGUGCGGUUGUUACGCCGGGAACUCCGCCUGGAACCUACACGGUGCCCGGAAAUGGCACCGCACCGUCUUCAGGACUCACGUCGUCGCAGUCCCAACCCAUUUAUGUGCCAGGAAAAUAUUCGCCGUCGAGUUGCAUGAGCGAUAAGGAAGAAGACGAAAUAUACGGGUUCGGAUAUGGGGUUUUCGCGACACAAAUCGGACGACAGCAACAACAAAGGUUAAUGGGAUCAAUACAGCCGACAAGCCAUCAACCACUUUUGGUGCAGCACAAUUACCAGACAUGUCUUUCGCCGCGAUCAGCAUACUUUUACGAAUUCCCCCCUAACGAUCAAAAUUACACGAACACGAGCAAAAAAAGGACUACGUUCUCGAGGUUUCUUCGCGGAUUGAAGACGUCCCACAGGAAAGAGAAACACGGCACGAGUUCGCCAAGGCACGGCAGGGCGGCCGCCAGGGGAGUGCCUCAAAGGGUGGACACACCGGACAGCGUACUGCAAAGCGGACUUGGUCUGAACGAUCUGGGUCAAAAUGCGGUUCUACGAUCCAUGGUGGAUCCGAGGGACUACGAUCGAUUGCGCAACCUGCAACUGAACGGAGGAACACCUAACACUUUCGAGGAAACAAUCUACAAGUUAAAACUUCAGGAAGCUUUAAGAAAACGUGAAAAAUUCACGAAGGAUCACGAGGAGAUUUUGAGGGACAUAAAGCAGGGACUGCUGCACUUAGGAAGGGACGGAAUGGGAGCGCCGUUAUCGCAAGACGACACCUAUAUGUACGACGAAGACGCACGCAUGCUGGCACCCGGAGCUCAUGGAGCUCAUGGUCACGAACGGCCUCAUUGGUACGACGAGCCACCGUACGAAAGCGAUCCGGAGGACUUCCUCAUGGGCAGCAGUCCGGGCGGGCCUACAGCUACCAUUCAAAACGGGCGCGUUUGCUUCACCCUCAACCUCAGGCAAGAACCCAGAGGCGAGGGAGUCAUUUCACUACGAAGUGCAGGCGACAUAUCUUUGCCGAGAGAUACGCCAACGGCUACGACACCCAGAAGAGGGCUCAUUUUGCCGCCUCAAGCUGGAUAUCCACCAACUAUCAUUCCUUUGAGAUCGUCCAGAGACAGAGAAAGUGGUGACUAUGCCGGAUCGGACGUCCAAAGUGUCAGCUCUAGAUUGUCCAACUUAUCAGUAGAUACUAGUCGGUCGGAACAACAAGAUUUGGGGCCGCUCAUCUCACCGCAAUAUUAUCAUUUAGAAAGCAAGCCCAGGACAUUUCGCAAGCCCAACAACUAUUCUCGAAGCGAAGACGGACUCUCCCCGAAUCAAAGUUCCGACUAUGAAGAUCAAGAUGAUUUUAAUAGUAGUCAGCAAGUUGCAACGGUUCAUGUGUCCAGCGAUGGUCGUUGUGCCGGAGUAUCUGGAAUUGUCGGAAAAGUAAGGAACCUUAGGGAUGAUGUACAGAGAAAGAUAUCACGUUUGAAGGGAGAACCGGAACAUCAGAGAACAUCUGAACAAGCCUUUCCUUGUUCUGCUAGUUCUGUAGAAAGUUUACCAAGUGGAUCCGGAUCUAGUACCCAAGCAUUGGUUAGAGCAGGUAGUAAUCACAGCUCCAUAUCAACUGAAGACGCAGAACCAAGUCCCACAGAACACAUAAUUGGAAGAGCUAGAGCUUUAGUAGAUUGCAACCCAAGUCCCUAUGACAAAGAGGCAUUAAAGUUUAAGGCUGGUGAUAUAAUAGAUAUUACAUCAAUGAAUGCAAGUGGACAGUGGAGAGGCAUCUGCCAUGGCAAAAAAGGCACUUUCAAAUUUAUAAACGUAGAACUAUUAUCAGAAAGAACAGUAAAACAAAAAAAGGCACCAAAGUGGCACCGAAAUAUAAAAGGAAAACCAUCUUCAGUUGAAGAUUUGCUUCAAAAAAUUAAUUUGCCAGAAUACAUCAGUGUAUUUAUUCUUAAUGGCUAUGAAGAUUUGGAACUGUUCAAGGAAAUCGAACCUUCAGACUUGGAUUAUUUAGGCGUAGUUAAUUCCGAGCAUAGAGCAAAGAUUCUCACCGCUGUACAGCUGCUUCAUGACUUAGAUUCUGGAAGUGAAGGUGAUGUGGCAGGUUCGAGCAGCGAAUGCGACGACCACCAGAAAAACUUCAGUUUACAAACCGGUGGAACUUGCUCACCAUUUGGAAGAGGUCAAUUUCCGAGAGAUUCCGGUUGUUACGAUGCAGCCUUAAAGUCAUCGUGUGUUGCCCAUCAGACCUCGCCAGAAGGUGAAUCGAACAGUGAUAACAACACUGGAUUUUGUGAUAAUAAGAAUAAUUUAGACUCGAUUGUCGAACAAUGCAAUAACGAAAUCUUAGCUAGGGUACGACAAGCUCAAAAGAAUUCCCAAAACUUAAAAGAGGAACUGUCUUAUCAUCCUAAUAUACCCAACAAAGCAAUAACAACGGGAGGUCCCGAUUUGCAAAAGAAGACGAAGGAUUCAUAUGUAAGCGUUCACGGCCAAACCACCUUGGUUGAUCCAUGCCGAAAAAACUUCACAAAUCGAUCUGUUAUUCGUAAAACAGAAGAUAUAUGUGAAGCUGAUCAGAAAUUGUCCACAGUCAAGUAUGUGGUUGGAGAAAGGUCUGAGUUAGGCUUGGAGUCAAAUUCUUUAAAUAUUUUAGGUAGAAAUUGUCUUAGUGAAAAAUCUAGUGAUUCUGGAGUGAGCAGUAGUUCUCUGUCUUCUGGCAAUGUCAAAGACUCUCGUCAAACCGUCCUAUCGCAACAUAUGAUAGACAAUCCCAACAACUUUUCUAACAGUGCCAACCGCUCGUCCACAACUGCCAAUAAAGAAAAACUAUUCCAGUAAUUAAUUCUUUAUUUAAUUUAUGACUUGUGUUCUUAUUAUUUAUACUUUAUUUGUUAAUGAAUAUCGACUGUUUUAUACAAAGCAUUUUUAUAUUUAUAUUAUAAACGUGAUAACAACAAUUUUAAAAUUUAAUAUAUCUUUGUUGUAUUUAGACUGUAUAAAUAUUUAAAUAAAUAAAUGUAUAUAAUGUACAUAAUAUUUAUUGAAGAUGCAACUAGUCUCCUGUUUUGUUUUGUAUAUAAUAUGCUUUAAGUAGUAGUUGCAAUAUUUUCUUUAAUUACCUAUUGACUGGCAUUAUGUGUAUCUCCUCAUACACAUAUCACUUAUUGUACAUGUUAUAAUUCAUAGAAAGUGUUACAUGUAAGUCAAUAAAUUAGUUAAUUUAUUAAAUAAAUCAAAUAAAUC